UGAACUAUUACAAUCUGGGGCUGGUUUGUCAGAUUAUUGAUGCGGUGGUUUGAAUCACGUUUGAAUUUAAGUGCGGAGCUCUAUAUUUCUUUUAAAAUCUUUUAUUCAACCACAGUACUUCAUAGAUGAGUUUUCGUAUUGUGUGUUAAUUAAGUGAAAUCUGUGUUAUCAAGUGUGUAAUCAUGGUUUUGGCCGAAAGAAGUAAUGAUGUUCGAAACGGGAAGCGGUCAAGGGGGCCAAGCCCCAAUGGCCAUGGAAGUCCAGAUUCCAGUUCUGAAGAUGAGAAUGUAAUACCGUUUGCAGCUGAGAAAAUAAGAGUGGGCAGAGAUUACCAGGCAGUGUGCCCUGAACUGGAACCAGUAGAGCAACGCAGACCAGAACUUAUUUCUGACAGAGCUUUAUUAGUUUGGUCACCUACCUGUGACAUAUCUGACAUCAAAUUGGAUGAAUAUAUUACUACAGCAAAAGAAAAAUAUGGUUAUAAUGGAGAACAAGCAUUGGGGAUGUUAUUCUGGCACAAACAUGACCUCAACAGGGCUUCAAUGGACCUUGCCAACUUCACUCCUUUUCCUGAUGAGUGGACCGUGGAAGACAAGGUUCUCUUUGAACAAGCUUUCCAGUUUCAUGGCAAAAGCUUUCACAGAAUUAGGCAAAUGUUGCCAGACAAAUCAAUUGCAUCAUUAGUAAAGUACUAUUAUUCAUGGAAGAAAACAAGGGCUCGUACUUCAUUGAUGGAUGUCGUCAGUGAAGGUCGCAAUGCUACCAGCUCCGGAACUGGCAAGCGUGAAUCGGGUGCAGGAUCAGAACCAGGCGGCUCUGACAAGGAUUCAGACAAUGAUGAGAAGAAGUGGACUUUCCACCGUGGUAUUGUCCGAGGAGGGAAGUCCCUCGCGGCAGGCGGGGCUCCACAACGCGCCGCCGGCCAGCAGGGCGCCCAGGGCGAGGGCGGCGGCGAGAGUGCGGGCAAGUGGUGCACUGUGUGCGGCAUUCUGUGCAACCAGAUCACGGCGCACAAUUCGCAGAAGUUGUGUCAGGCAUGCCUCGUGCACGCCAGACGCACGGGGACGAUGCGACCGCUGUGCGGACCGUCCGGCAGACGCGGUCCGGGGUCCAAACAGCAGCGGUACAAGCACCGGCUGCCGCGCGGUAUUUACAUCAAUCACGAUGAUCUCGUCGCCAUGGCCACCGGCCCUCAGCCUGGCGAUCCCCCGCAGCCUGGACUUAUCAAUCAUGGCGAAGCCAUGCUCAAAGCUAUGGACAGAGAAGUUAUAUCUCUAAAGAGACAAGUGCAACAAAACAAACAGCAACUGAGUGCGAUGAAGCGUAAAGUGGGCGACACUGGUGUAGAAGAGUUGAGGCCCGGUGAGCCACCAGCGAAGAUCAACUCUCGCUGGACUAAUGAUGAACUACUCAUGGCAGUGAGGGCCGUCAGAAAGUACGGAAGAGAUUUCCAAGCUAUCGCCGAAACACUAGGCACGAAGACUGAGGCGCACGUCCGUUCUUUCUUCAUCUCGUAUCGCCGUCGGUACAACCUGGACGCUAUGGUGCGCGAACAUGAAGCAGAACGUGGUAACGCUCAUCAUAUACAAGCCGGUACCACAAGCACAGAAUCUGCUGAAACAGGCGACAACACUAACAAUGGCACAGAUUCGUCUCAGUCUACGAACAAGGAUGAAAAAAUGGAGGUAGACAGUGAAGGCGUCGCUAUCGGAGCGUCCGCGGAGGCCGGCGGGCCGCCCACGACCCCGCCGAAGCACAAGCCCGCCAAGUGAUGCGGCGGCGCGCCCGCGCGACACACUCGCGCCUCGCGGCCUCCGCACGCCGCGACCUAGUGUCCACCGCGCCCCAAACAUUUGGGUAUCGCACCCCAUUCCAUGAAAUCAUAACGUGGCGGGAUACACCGAUUACUAUUAUAUAAGACAAAAGUAGGUUUCGUUUAUUAUAUAUAUCGAGUAGGAAAACGAGUACGUCUCUUUCACACGCUGUAUAUUAAAGUGCUGUUUUCAGUAUUCAAUCGAAAAACACAGACAGACGUAAUUGCACAACUCGUAACUAUGUAACCUAUUUUAAUGGUGCCGAUUAUUAUUAUCAACUAGACGUACUAAUCAUAAUGUCUGGUUGAUUAUAAACUUUGAAAUUCUGAUGGCAUAGAUCAGAGAUAAUGUUUGUAUACGCUUUAGGGAAGCAUCGGACUUGUGUAUAUAAAUUAUAACGUAUGCUAAUAGGUUAGUUUCCAGAUUAGGGAGCUUGUGUAAAGAAUGUAAUCGUAAGUGUGUUCCUGUCUCUGGUUUCUCUAUGAGGUACACAGAAGAGCUGUGCUCUUUCAAUGAGCUGUUGUGCUUUGUCCAAUAUUUCUUCAGAGUUCUCAAGUGUGAUAGAUUAUAGAUUUAUAUUAUGGGAUAACACAUUAAUCACUUGCCUUAUGUAAUAAGUUCGUCUCAUGUACUCGCAUGUUUACUAAAAUAUGGCUUAAGUAUCACAGGAGAUAUAAUUAUUCGAAUCUUAACUAACUAGGCCCUUCUGUGGUUUUUAUUCUUAGGCUAAGAAGUCACAGUGCUGCUACCCCUUUUGCCGCGGUUAUAAAACUGUAACUCGCGUAAAAUGUGAUAUUGAGUAUGUGAUGUUAGAUUCAUGAGUAACCAACUUAUAUUUUUUCCCCUCAUUACUUCUUAUAUUUUUCCCCUCAUUACUUCUUGAAAUAAGUAAGGACAACAAACUAGUAAUCUCUGUUAAAAUAAACCACAAAAUUGCGGUUUCGUGAGUUUUCAAAUAAUCAGAUCUCCACGCGCAGCCGGCGCGCAUAUAGAUCGCUCUGUGACUUCUUAGCCUAGUAGUUUUCUAUAUAAAUGAUUCUAAGAGAUAAUAGUAGCUAGAUAUUUUUAUGUAAGACUUAUUAUUUUAACGAUAAGGAUACUAUCAAUUUGGAAUGUUAAGUUCAGCCGUAGUUUUAGGUAACAAGCGACGGAUGUUUUAGUGGUUACGCAAAUUUCUAUUAUGGAUACUCAUAUUAUAGGUAAAAUGGCAUUUAUAGUCGCGAAAAUAUAAAACUCCAAUAAAGCCAUUGACAAACCGCUUGGUUCAAUAAAAGCAAUAUAUCGAAUAAUACAAUAUUUCUUAUGCACAUGUAGAAUAGCUAUUUUAUUAUACAUUUUAAUUAUAUAACUUUUCCAUACAUUUAAAUAGAGCGAUAUAGAGAAUUGACGAUAUUUUUGUACUAGUAAAAUGACCUCCCGAUGAUUAGGAAAUUUUGGUGUGAUUAGUUGAUGUUUUUUAAUGAAUGGUAUUAACUUUAAUUUUGUACUUUUAUUUAGUGUUAUGGAGUAACGCGUUUAUAGCAUAAUUUACGGUAUAAUUUUAAAUAAUAAUAUAUGUACAUCACAAAUGGGAUGAGCUAUUCGCACCGGUCGCUACGAAGCCGAAGAUGAAUCGUUACCGAUAUAUCAUUGUUCUUAUUCAUUGUGACUACUUGGCUGUACAUAAUUAUGUAGUAUUAUUUACGAAUAAACUUCAGACGGUGCACUCGGUACUGAAAUUAUGUUAUACUAAACUGAGGUGAAGUUUUUCCAGAAUUCAUUUUGUUAAAUUCAACGUCCGCCUACAAUUGACGUAAGCAAUAUUUUUUAAUUCAAUUAUUUAAUAUAAUAAUAUCGAUGAUGGAAAAUAUUAACUGAUUACAGAUAAGUCUGUAACGAUUUUAUUAUUUGGGAUAUGGGUUUAUAAUAAUUUCUGUAAAUAUUAUUAUGUUCCUCAAUGUUAAUGUAAUUUGUACCUAAUUUGCGGUCAGACAAAACUGGUUUACUAGAUUUAGUUUGAAAUCCUUAGCAUAUUUAUGAACGGCGUAAAACCUUAAUCACUCCAAAGAGAUAUCCACAAAAUGAAGUCAUCUUAUUUAUUGACGCUAAUUAGGGCUAGUAAGAAGAUUGUUACUGAAUUAAAUUAUUUUUAUUAGGAUUAUUGUUUUCUGUAUAUUAAGAACUUAAAUCAAUUGACAAAGUUUUUUUUUAUUAUUAAUAAGUAAUGCUCAAACUUAUUUGUUUUGUCCCAUCACUUGACCGUGGUCUCCACAAAUUAUUUAGUAGCUAAAACCGAAGUUAAGGGAGUUUUGAUUUUAAGAAUAAUAAAUAAUAAUAAUAAGUAUGUAUUGA
Molecule: messenger RNA, 4145 nt
Organism: Spodoptera frugiperda (fall armyworm)
Lineage: Eukaryota; Metazoa; Arthropoda; Insecta; Lepidoptera; Noctuidae
Gene: CoRest
Product: REST corepressor 3
Exons: 11
Coding region: 183-1772 (529 amino acids)
Biological process (GO): regulation of transcription by RNA polymerase II; negative regulation of DNA-templated transcription
Cellular component (GO): histone deacetylase complex; transcription regulator complex
Molecular function (GO): transcription corepressor activity
Source: RefSeq, a predicted model, not a curated record